AUGCAGUAUCUGCGCAAAAGCAGCGGUCACAAGCUCCUCUCGACAGUCUCCAGCAACGCCGUCCGCUCGCAGCAUAUUACAGGCCCUCCUAUGGAGGAUAGGGGAGCACUCGAAACCCCGCCUUGCGAAACCGCCACCCCUUGCCAACCGGACGCACUGUCUCGAUACCGCUCUCUUCUGUCGAAACCACCAGAUAUUGACUGUCUGUGGGACGCCUAUCUCGCCGUAAAGCGACAGAACGAUCUGCACUCACAGCUCCUCCGAACGGACUUUCGUAAAGCGAUGGUGCAAAUCCAUACUUCGACAGUCAAUGAAAAAGCUGCGAUGCUGCGAACACUGUUGGACGACAUGCAAAAGAACGGGCUGCGACGCGGCGUCUUUGAUUGGAAUGUGUAUAUGAGGGCCUGUCUCCGCGAGAACCUGUACCGUCCUGCUUGCGACGCUUAUGCAGACAUGGUCGAUGGCGGCGUUAAACCGAAUGAAAGGACGUUCAUCACCCUGAUGCGCAUGGCGGCAGAGAGAAACAAUGGGGCGGAUGCCGAGGCGUGGUUUGCGAAACUCACAGCGAGCGAGUUGAGAGUGGGGCCACGGCCGUACAUGGAGCUGAUUAAAGCGUACAUCAACGAAGGAUCGGAGAAGAAGAUUGCGGAAGUGUUUCAGCAGAUGCGAGACGCCGGAAUUGUUGCUAAGUCUGCGGCGAUCAGUAUCAUGUGUACGGAAUGCAUCGGCAAGAAAAUGCUCCCGCCGUUCCAAAUACUGCUAAGGGAGCUGUUCACUAUCGAUCCACCACUGGCGCGGGAGUCUUUUGACAGAUGUAUGAAAAUCUGCGCAGAUAAAGAAGACGAAGACCUUCUCAACCGCGUAGCAUCCCUUCCCGAAACCCUUGGAACAAACGACGACGCUGCAUGGUUCCACGCAGCUCAAAUGAAGAACCGGAUGCUUCAGGGAGACUUCGACGGGAUGAAAGGCGAACUCAUCAAUGCGACAGCGUUAGGCUUUCGCCCUUCGACGGAGGACUUCAAUUUCCUUCUCAACGCUUGUAACAUGCACGACAAGGUAUCCGCGGUCGAAGGGAUUCUCAAUCUCAUGGGGAUGAUGGACGUGCCGUGGAACGAAGGGACGUACGCAGCACUCAUACGGGGCCGCGCUCGGCUGGGCAAUGUGGAGGCGGUAGAGGAGAUUCUGACCAUUGUGGAAGGUCCUUUACCGUUCACUGUAGCACAGCCAGCGCUGUCAUUGUACAAGGAUAUUGGCGAUGAAGGGAGGUGGCGAAACUGUUACAAUCGGGUGGUUGGCGAGAAGCUUUCGGUCGAUUACAAAGAAGUUCAAGCCUUGAUUGCACUUCAUCAAAGGCGUGGGAAUCACUUCCUGUUGUGGGUAAAGGAGCUGAUUAGCGGAGGCAGCUUAGAUGCAUCUAAGGCUACAAGGGUGCACCUCACGAAGCAGGUGCAACUUGCACAGCAGGACCAGGACAUUGAUGGAUUGCGAUGGAUCCUUCGGCAAUCUCGGAAACUCAACCAGCGGCUGAACGUGCCUGGGGUGACCGAACUGGCCUUGAAGCAUAUGGAUCAAGAUCUGAUCGAACACUGUAUUUACAUUGCCGCGCACCACGAGGACUUCCCACCCUUGGAAUUCGUCAACUUGGUACAAAAAAGCAGCCAGGUGACGCUCUCCGACGAUGCCCUGAAACAUAUAAAAUUGGCUUCCGUACGUCUCGCAUCCAAGAGAGUGCUCGUUCCUGCCGUUAUAUCAUACAAGCGGUCGCUUCCACCAACCGAGCGUCUUUCCACCCGGACACGGGACGUUGUGGUCUCAGCGCUCAUCGUCGCGGACCUCGAAGGCGCUGUCAGAUACCUCACAGUUUUCGGACCCGAAUCGAUCGGCACAGCCGAAAUCCUCCACACGGCAUUACGUAACGUUGCCUCGCGGGCGCAAAACGAACGCCCGCAAACGCUCGAAUCCCUCUUAACGCUUCUCCUCGACUGGAAUCGCUUACCACCCACACGCAUCACCAAUACUUCCCUCCGUUGGCUCGAGAAGCGCGGUGGGCUUAACCCGCGGCUCGCUCUUCGGACGCUGGCCGUCAUGGAGGAGGCUGAGAAGGUCGAUAAGGGCUUCGAGCCGAACGUCGGCACCUACCUUAUUCUGUUACGUGUCUUCUCAGACGGAAAACACAAGAACCUGGAACGGAAACUGUGGGACCGAAUGAGCAAGGCGCGACUAAAAAUGAGAGUCGACCGUACCCUGCAUACGACUGAGAUACACGCCAUUCUAUCGGGGAUGGAACCGAACAAGGUUCAGAAAGCCGCCGCGCGCCUCAUCCAGGCGGAAAAGAGUGCCGGGUCGUUGUCGAUGACCACCUACCUAGCACUCGUCAAAGCAUAUCUAGAACAAAACAAUAUCGAUGGCGCUCGCAAAACUUUGGAAAAACUGCAACAACGCGGGGGACAGGAUACAGUAGACAUCUGGAACGCGAUCCUGAACCACUGUCUCAAAAAAGACCUCCACACCCCGCUCAACGACACCCAACAGCGGAUGAAGCGGUUAAAAAUCCCGCUCAACGCCCUCUCGUACUCCAUCCUCAUCACCGCCGCCUGUCGACAAGGUCAUCGGCGUCGCGCAUAUCGGUUGCAUUACGAGAUGGUACAGGUGAAUAUGGAGGCUAGCGAGCAGCAUAUGGACACGCUGCUUGAAGCCCGCGCGAAUGACACGGAUAUCGAUGCGAUGACGAAACUAUACCUUGCGGCGCUCGACGGGGAGAAGAAGAUCGAGCGGGCGACUUUGAAUGCUGUUGCGGCCGCGUACGUGCGCGAUGGGGACAAGGAAUCCGUCAACGCCGUGUUGUCGGAGAUGAUGAGGCGUAAACUGGGUCCGGAUGCCACGACGUACGAGCUGCUUUGCGAGGCUUAUGGCGUAGCGGGCGAUGUGGAGAAUAUGACGGCAUCGUUGGCGAAAUGUCUCCUUGCGAGACCGGUAGGGCCGUUCACGCUUUCGUUUUUGAAUAGGGUUCUUGAGGCGCAUGCGAAUGUGGGCGAUGGGCGUGGGGCUGAGCAUUGGUUUCAUGCCAUUCCGGCUGCGGGAUUGGUUCCUGAUGCGCGGAGCUACAGGUUUGUGACGCAGGCGUUUGCGAAAGAGGGGAAUAUGGUCAAGGUUCAAGAAUACUGGACCACAGCGGUGGACGUUACCCCGCCCGCGGUGGACUCGUCAACAUUAUGCAAGAUCAUUGAAUGUUUCCUGAUGGGCAAUCACAUCGAACACGCUCGCACCGCCCCGAUCACACUCAAAAACGCCCAGCCCCUCCUCACCGUGGACGUCUACAACACCUUUCUCGCCCACUGGGCCUCCCGCUCCCUCACACAAGUCUCCGACCUCACGCACGCGAUGCACACCAACAACGUCCUCCCCAACGGCACCACCUGGCUGCAUCUCAUGUCCGCCCUCUGUCAUUCCCACCGGUACGUCGAAGCCUGGCGGGUCUGGACGGCCGUGCAGGCCCGGUUGGCCAAGACGCCUGUCCCGCGGGCGGAUAUGAUCACAGCCCCGGAGCUUGCGCCGCAUUGGAGUGUGUAUGAGGACACGAGCCGCGCGGAACUGACGCGGGUUUAUGGUGGGCUGGCGCUGCUGGCGUUGGAGAGGUGUGAGGCGAUGGGUCGGGUGGAGGAUGCGUGGGAGGUGUGGCGGGAGUUGAUGAGGCGGUCUGAGCUUGGGGAGGAUUGUGCUGCUGCUGAUGGGGACUCGCCGUACGCCACUGAGGAGCAUCUCGCCGCAUUGGUUACCUGUCUCGAAAGUCAUAACCAUGAUGCUUUUGGUCUCGUUUUCGAGCGUUCAGAUAAGCAUGUCACGGUGACAGAGGGUGUGGAUGCGCACGCUACACAUCCAGUUGCGGGAUGCAAGGGCGGAGAUGGGUACGCCAGACCUAGGCCGGGAUGUCUGACCUUCACGAAGCUGGCGCAGAUGGGCGCGCGGAGACGUAAUGGCCAAGCUUGUGUCGACAUUAUGGAUACGGUGAUCGAAGAGAAUGGGGAGUGGAUGCAUCGGAGGAUGAAGAGAAAGUAUCCGAAGAUUUAUGAGGAGAUUGAUCGCGCGGUCCAGGCGUGGUAUGAGGUGCUUGAUGAUGAGGAUGGUUGUUGA
Fimicolochytrium jonesii is the source of this 4131-nucleotide messenger RNA. RefSeq lists its product as uncharacterized. Bases 1 to 4131 code for a protein of 1376 amino acids. Lineage: Eukaryota; Fungi; Chytridiomycota; Chytridiomycetes; Spizellomycetales; Powellomycetaceae. The transcript has a single exon. The record is from RefSeq and is a predicted model, not a curated record. Gene Ontology annotation, molecular function: protein binding.